This is a messenger RNA of Xenopus laevis (African clawed frog), 1166 nucleotides long. It is a transcript of the gene dusp14.L, whose product is annotated as dual specificity phosphatase 14 L homeolog. Gene Ontology annotation, cellular component: nucleus; mitochondrial inner membrane; cytoplasm. The transcript is spliced from 2 exons. The record is from RefSeq and is a predicted model, not a curated record. The coding region runs from base 189 to 839 and encodes 216 amino acids. Lineage: Eukaryota; Metazoa; Chordata; Amphibia; Anura; Pipidae. Gene Ontology annotation, molecular function: MAP kinase tyrosine/serine/threonine phosphatase activity; protein tyrosine/serine/threonine phosphatase activity; protein tyrosine phosphatase activity.
CACCCUCUCCCUGACUCCAGCACCCUCCUCUCUGCAGAGCGACACAUAAAGAGGGAGAGACGCAGUGUAGGGCAGUGUAUGGGCACCCAGCGACGGGCAUGAGACAUCACAUCACAGGUUGUACCCAGUGAUCACGUUGGUACCAGGAAACAUUCCCCAUUGUAGUCAGUUUGCAGCUCGUGGACUCUAUGCCCCUGCAGCUCCCCACAAUGAAUUUCCGCAGCCACCGGCUCCUUCGACGCUCCCCGCCUCCUCCUCCUUCAAUUUCCAGCAAACCAACAGCGAUCAGCAGCAGCAGUGUCUCCAGCCUGAGCAGCAUCGCACAGAUCAGCCCUUGUCUUUACUUGUCCAGCGGGAAUGCAGCCGGCAGCCGACACUUGCUUUACUCUCGUAAUGUCACGUGCAUCGUCAAUGCCACCCUGGAAAUCCCCAACUGCAACUGGCCAGAUGUGGACUACAUGAAAGUGCCCGUGCCCGACCUCCCCCACGCUCCUCUGGCUUUGUAUUUUGACUCAGUGGCCGACCGCAUCCACCAGAAUGGCAAGAGGAAUGGCCGGACACUAGUCCACUGUGUGGCCGGGGUGAGCCGCUCCGCGACCCUGUGUAUCGCCUACUUGAUGAAGUACCACCGGCUCGCUCUCCUCGAUGCCUACCAGUGGGUGAAGACCCGGCGGCCCGUUGUUCGGCCCAACAUGGGCUUCUGGCAGCAGCUGAUCCAGUACGAGAAAAAGCUUUUUGGCAAGAACACUGUGAGGCUGGUGCCCUCCCCCCUGGGCCUUAUCCCCGAUAUAUAUGAGCGAGAGACCCGCAACCUCAUCCCCGUGUGGAACUUCAGAUAAAGAUCCCAUUUCUCCUCCGGGACUUAAUAAAGGGGACACACCGCUAUCAUCUUUUUCCCUUUUAUACUGGGAGGACACAACUUACAGGACCUUUUCUAAACUUAGGAUAUUUUCUAGGCUGCACCCCUUAAUUUGUCACCUUCCAUAAGGAUGAGAAAUAAACGGCUCUAGGGAACGAGGUGUGUCGUUUGUAUGAGCGGAGUUGUGUUGAGUUCUACAAGAGUCUGUUGCCGUGUGCCGGUUGCUAAGGAGAAGAAAACUGGAGGGAGGGCGGGGAGGUUCCGGCGCAUUACAUAGAUUUCUAAAUAAAAGAUAUUUAUUAUCGUA